Molecule: messenger RNA, 1379 nt
Organism: Lolium rigidum
Lineage: Eukaryota; Viridiplantae; Streptophyta; Magnoliopsida; Poales; Poaceae
Product: U1 small nuclear ribonucleoprotein 70 kDa
Exons: 9
Coding region: 94-1149 (351 amino acids)
Molecular function (GO): mRNA binding
Source: RefSeq, a predicted model, not a curated record
GCUGUCCUGCCUCCCCGCUCUCCUCGGCUCGCCUUGACGCGAGAUCGGGAGGAAAAAAAACCCAAAACCCUAGCCCACGUCGCCGGCGGCGAGAUGGCCGUGAACGAGGAGACCUCCGUCUACGUCGGCGGCCUGCCCUACGACGCCGACGAGGAGAUGCUCCGCCUCUACUUCGAGCCCUGCGGCACCAUCGUCUCCGUCAAGGUGAUAAAUGACCAGAGAGUCAGGGGCAAGUGUUAUGGGUUUGUUACGUACACUCACCCUAAGGCUGCUCAGCGUGCUAUCAUGCAAAUGGAUGGCAAGCAAAUAGGUAAUCGUGCUGUUAGAGUAAAUGAAGUGCGGACAAGAGUUGACAACCGUGAGUUUGGGCGUGAUAGUUUCCGUCGGGAUCCUAUAAGAGAUGGAAGGGAUGGAUACUGGGACAGAAGGGAUAGGGAGAGGAGUUAUGAUCGUCACCGCGAUAGAGAUCCCUACCAUGACAGGGAUAGUGAUAGACCUCGCGACCAUGGUAGGGACAGAUAUGAUGAGCGUGGGGGAUUUGAUCAAGAUAUGGACUAUUCCAUGGAUCGAGAUCAUGAAGGAGAUGAAAGGCGUGCUAGAGACCAUUAUCGGGGAGACCAUGAUCGUCCAGUGGAGGCACGUAAUGUGGAUUCUGAUAAUGAAAGAGAGAAGGAAAAUUCAAAAGGCUAUGAUAGUGAAAGAGAUAAAGACAAGGAACAGCCACCAAGGAAAAGGUUCAGCCGUCCGAAAGCUCGUGAUAGCAGAGAGAUUUCAAGUUCCAGUGAUGAUCUUCAUAAUGAUGUAAAACACCAGCUGGACAAGGCCAUUCAGAUGCAUGAGGAUCUUGAAAAUGAGGUUUCUCAGAUCAAAGAUAAGGUUACAAGCAAAGAACACCACAUUGCAGAUUUGCAAAAGAAAUCUCUGAAGUUAGAGGAAGAGCUGGCUGCUGCACGUAAAGUUUCGUCAGAGCGACAAUUGGUUGUCACAAAGCUGUACAAAUGUUUUCUUCAACUUCAGGACUUCAAUGAAAGGGCCAAGAAUGCUGAAAAUGAUCUCAAGGCUCUCGUUGAUUCUGCGAUGGCUGAGAUCGACAUGGCUGAAGAUGCCACGACCAAAGACGGUUCAGGGUACGAGAACGGUGUGGCCUGAAGACCUCUGUGUUUUGAGCCGGAAAUACCUUGAUUAAUUGAUGCCAUCAAGACCUAUCCGUCCUGAGUACCUGUCUGACUUGUGUCCGUCUGUAAUGUAAGCUGCCCUUAGUAUGUCAAUCAGCGCAAUUAUUUAAGUUUGAGAAUCUCUUCGUAGGCUGGCCAUAACAUUCUGGUGGAUGCUGUUCAGAAAUUUCCCCGAAGUAUUUGCGGUUUAAGCCCUUUAUUUGA